UUCAGUGGUGUUCACAUAUCCGCCAUCUUGUUUUACCUCAGUUGUUGUAGAGAUUACUACCUUGUAUUCGCUUUUCCUCGCUGUUUCUACACUUUAUUCCGCAACAGAAAAGAACUAAACGUUCAAUGGAGUGCAGGCGAAGGAUUUUAUGGCGUUUGGGUUGAAGAAGAGGUUAAAUUGACCGUUCAAUGUUGGUUUUCCGAGAGGCGAAAACGAUGCCCGUGCAGCAGAUUGUCGUGAACCCAGUGACUCCUCAACAAACCAACAACAAGGAUAGAAAAAAUUCUAAACCAAAGUCAACAGACGGGCAAGCAACAAUACCAACCACGGAAAACAUUAACGAUAAGCCUAAAACACCACCCAAGAAGAGCAUAUCAAUGACUUCAAUGACAUCGUCAAUGGAGAUCUGUAGAAUAUGCCACUGUGAGGCAGAGCCGGACCAGCCUCUGAUUUCGCCUUGUGUGUGUGCUGGUUCUUUGCAGUAUGUACAUCAGAGCUGUCUGCAGAGAUGGAUUAAGAGUUCAGACACUAAGAAAUGUGAACUGUGUAAAUAUGAGUUCCGCAUGGAAUCCAAGAUGAAGCCCAUCACAAAGGUUAGUCAUGUUGAACAAUAUAAACUUUAAGGUACAUUAAAUUUGUGUUACACGCAUUGCGUGUAAGAUCACGCAUAUUUUAACUGGAGGAAGAAACCUUUGUUAUUCAUACACUCAUUUGCAUGUAUUUUGCACAACAAAAUGCCACUAUACUAACUUGUUUUCCAAACACGUGACUCUACAAAAAGUAAAUUUAAAAGCCAACAAGCAUUGCUAAAUUAGUGGACUAGCUUGAGCACCUAUCAAACAAAUACACUUUCUUAAUCUGUAGCAGCCCGCACUUCUGCUUAACAUAAAAACUUAACUGUUAAAGAUCUCCGAGCUUUCGUGUACAUUAAAACAUGUACGACGUAUGUCGCAACGUAAUGUUUACCCCUGCACGAAAUGUCAUUUCAACUCCCGUUCCUUCGAUAACAAUGAAAUAGAGAUUCAGGCAGAAACUCUCUUAAUCUGCCAAUUGCCCACACUUGCGUUUAUACGGUGAAGAAUCUUAACUUUUUAAACAAAAUCUAAGUGUUCAUUAAUUUUCAAUUCAUCAGAUCCAUGUGUAACCUUCUGACAACAACCGGCAAUGUUUACACCCAGCUUGUUCGAUUAUUCAGCUUAAAUUACAAUACAGUUGACUACCGCUAAGAUACAUUUGAGAAUAUCGUGAGCUCGACUUAUCGGUAGUCAAGUUAAGUCUUCAAAGAAACAUGUAGCAUAUGUAUAGUUUAUUAUGUGUAUGGAAUAAGACAGGAAAUAAUAACUAAUUUAAAACAACUUUUGCACUGCACAGGAUUUCUGCCUGGGUAGAUUUGGGUCAUGUGCUAGGCAAAGAUAUUCAAGAAACAGAUCAAAUUUCAUUUCAAUCAUAUCAGUUCAAAACAAUAUGUUUUCAGAUAGAAAAACAAUCGUUUCUGAGUAUGUAAUAUUAGUCACAAAUCUUCAAAGGCUUUUUAAACUUAAAGAAGGAUAACUGAUGGUUAAUAAUUAACUGAAAAUCUCAAGCGAAA
Orbicella faveolata is the source of this 1588-nucleotide messenger RNA. Its product is annotated as E3 ubiquitin-protein ligase MARCHF8-like. NCBI's taxonomy places the organism in Eukaryota, Metazoa, Cnidaria, Anthozoa, Scleractinia, Merulinidae. The record is from RefSeq and is a predicted model, not a curated record. Gene Ontology annotation, molecular function: zinc ion binding.